This is a messenger RNA of Annulohypoxylon truncatum, 2041 nucleotides long. RefSeq lists its product as uncharacterized. The record is from RefSeq and is a predicted model, not a curated record. Bases 435 to 1889 code for a protein of 484 amino acids. Gene Ontology annotation, molecular function: mRNA binding. NCBI's taxonomy places the organism in Eukaryota, Fungi, Ascomycota, Sordariomycetes, Xylariales, Hypoxylaceae. The transcript has 2 exons. Gene Ontology annotation, biological process: regulation of gene expression; regulation of RNA metabolic process. Gene Ontology annotation, cellular component: cytoplasm; nucleus.
CUCCCGUCGACUCGGUCACUGCAUACCUGCUCUAGCAAAGCUAGCCAUCCUCUACUACCUCUACCAAGUCUCGUCCUCAACCAUACCGUCAGGUCAUUGCCAUCCUCGCCUUACUGCGAACUCUUAGAUCCGACUAGGAUCUUUCAUAUCACUCUUCUCGUUAUCCCCGUCGUCAUAAAGCCCGACGACCUCGAUCUUCAUCGUCCCAUCCUCGACCCUGCAUCAACUCCGACCUCUCUUCCAGAUCCCGCAUAUAAGAUUCCAUCAACUUGAGGGUAUUGCAACUCCAUCCGUCCCGAAUCACUACACCUGCACGUUUUCCUUCGAAAACCCUCAAGGUGUAGAUAAGAAAAGAACUCGAUAAUACAAAAUCAAUUCGACCGUCUACAAGGCACACGUAGCCCUUCUCAAGAGUGACCUGAUAAUAGAGCAAGAUGUCUGCAUCGCCUUCUCACCCGACUAAUCCGGCAAAGCGCCCCUUGGAGGAUGCUUCGUCACCCUCUCGUGGCAAUGACCAACCAGAGGCUAAACGCCCAGCCCUCGACAAAGUCAUCAAUAACGGAAAUAGCGACAAGCAUCUCGAGCUUCCGAUCAACAGCAUUGAUGACAUCCCGGCUCUGACUGGGACCAACGGCACAGCUAAGGCUGAGGAAGCCAGUAGCGAUAAGGCUGAAGUUAAGGAUGACCAAGGAGAUACUGUUGUCCCUGAUGUCGACGAGUCUAAGCUUGCCCUAGAUAAUGCUGUCACUGGCCCUUCGGCCGCAACUGGUGCUCCUUCAACCAACACUCACGAUGAGACCACAUGGAUUCACAUUCGCGCAGUCAUCUCCAGUCCCGAAGCUGCCACUAUUAUUGGCAAGGGCGGCGAGAAUGUCUCCAACAUCCGAAAGCUGUCGAACGCCAAGUGUACCGUCAGUGAUUACCAGAAAGGUGCUGUAGAGAGGAUCCUAACCGUUAGUGGCGCGGUCGAAGCCGUAGCUAAGGCCUUCGGUUUGAUUAUCCGUACUCUUAACAAUGAACCUCUGACAGAGAAGUCCAAUUCCCAGUCCAAGACUUAUCCUCUCCGCCUCCUUAUUCCUCAUGUCCUGAUUGGAUCAAUCAUCGGAAAGGGUGGUGCUCGAAUUCGCGAGAUUCAAGAUGCCUCAGGAGCAAGACUCAAUGCUUCUGACUCUUGCUUGCCGCUAUCUAGUGAACGUUCCCUUGUAGUCAUGGGCGUUGCUGACGCUGUUCACAUCGCUACUUAUUAUGUAGGCAGCACGCUCCUUCAGCAACUCAACGAGCGAUUCGGCGGCCCUGCUGCAUCUGCUUACGCCACCCGUAGCGGUGGUCCUACAGGUGUUGUACCUGGUGGAAUGCAAGUAGUUCCAUACUGUCCUCAACCUGCUGGCGGCAACUUCGGCCACCGAGAGAAUUACGGACGACGGCCUGAUCCUCGACAGCACCACAUGCCGCCUGCUCCGUACGCGCAGCCCUAUCCGCAUGCAGCUACUCCGCAGCCUAACCCAAGCGUGCCGAUGCACUAUGCGCCCCAGGCAGCCGGUUAUGGCGCUGCUCCUCACAUGCCGCCGCACCAUGCUCCACACGUGAGCGGACCCCAUCCUCACGGCGGUCCUCCGGCUCAGCCAAUGCACGGCGCUAUUGCUGGAGCUCCCAUGACUCAGCAAAUCUACAUCCCCAACGACAUGGUCGGUGCCAUUAUCGGUAAAGGUGGACAGAAGAUCAACGAGAUCCGCCAAAUCAGCGGUAGUGUGAUUAAGAUCAACGAGCCGCAAGACAAUAGUAAUGAGCGACUUGUCACUAUCACCGGAACGGAGGAAUGUAACAGAAUGGCGCUAUACAUGCUCUAUUCUCGACUGGGUGAGCAAUCUAAUAAGACAUACCGAGGCUAAAUUGGCCCGGCCGCCCCCAAGACGCCCAGACAAACUAACCAUACCCGUGAGGAACAGAAAGUGAAAAGCACCGAAUCUAACAACUUAGGACGCACGGCGGAUGUAUUAUACUACCGGCUAUCCCGUUACCUUCGACUUUUCCAUACCAUAGG